AUUACUUGAGCACAGGCCGCAGCCAGUGCAAGUGUUCCCCGAGUGCGUUUUUUAAAAUCGUUAUUUAUGUGUGAAACAGGUGUAAAAUAUCCAAUAUUCGUUGUUCGCAAUUUGCAAUUGUUGUUGUUUGCCUAAUUGCUGUAUAGCAAAUAUGUUGUUCGGCGCUGUCAACACACAUAGCGAAAACUGUGCCAUUGCCUGUGCGUGUACGUGUGCGUGUGCGUCGUAUGUGUGUAUGUGAGAGUGCGCGUUUAGUUUACGUUGUUUAUUUUUUUGUGUUUUGGGGCUCUCUAUCGGCAUCUCGAGCAAAGUAAUUGAAGUUAAUUUAAAGAACGUUGGCAAAAUUUCGUCAGCAAUGAGCAAUUAUCAGUCGCAUAUACAGCAACUGCAGUUGCAACAUCAGCUACAGCAGCAGAAUCAUCAUCAACAUCUUCAUCAUCAUCAGCAGCAGCAGCAACAACAACAGCUUCUCCAUCAACAUCUACCGUCACAUUUACAGCCGAUAGCGACGGCGGCAGCGCUGCCCCAACAACAACAGCAACAGCAACGGCAUACGCCCACAGCCACCCCCCAAUGUCAAUCGACGUCGGCAGCGUCCGCUGCCGCUGCUGCUGCCUCAAUUUUGGUAGCACAACCGCCGCAGCCACUGAUAAGCAAUUCGCUGGCCAUAAGGCAGGAGAUACAGCGCUUCGAGAGCGUUCAUCCAUCGAUUUAUGCUAUUUACGAUUUAAUCGAUUUGCUGCCUAUGCCGGACGCGCAGAUUGCCCAACAGAUACGCGAUCACGUCGUUUGCAUUGAAGAUUCCUUUGUGAACAGCCAGGAAUGGACGAUAUCGCGUUCGGUGCCCGAUUUGCGGCUGGGCAUUGUCGGCUCUCUGAAUUCGGGCAAAUCGGCGCUGGUGCAUCGUUAUCUGACCGGCUCCUAUAUGCAGGAGGAGUCGCCGGAGGGCGGUCGCUUCAAGAAGGAGGUCUUCAUCGAUGGCCAAAGCUAUUUGCUGCUCAUACGUGAUGAGGGCGGCGCACCUGAAAUGCAGUUCGCCGGCUGGGUGGAUGCGGUAAUCUUUGUGUUUAGCCUGGAGAACGAGGGCAGCUUCAACACGGUCUACAAUUAUUAUACGAAAAUGGCGCACUUUCGCAACGGACAGGACAUACCCAUGAUAUUGGUCGGCACACAAGAUGCCAUCAGCGAGCGCAAUCCACGUGUUAUCGAUGACACGCGCGCUAGAAAAUUGGCGAGCGAUUUGAAGCGUUGCUCCUACUACGAGACCUGCGCCACCUACGGCCUGAAUGUGGAGCGCGUCUUUCAGGAUGCCUGCCAGAAGAUACUGUCGCAGCGCAUGCCGCUGCCGGCGGCCAUGCAGCCGCCGCGCCCCACUACGCCGCAGGGCACACGGCUAGGGCUGGCCGCGUUCCAGGCGCCCACCAACGGGCAGCGGGCGCAGCAGCAGCAACUGCCGCUGCGCAUGAGCGCUGACUUUGCGCAGGCGGAGCAGAAGCUCUGGUCGCUGCAGGCGAGCGGCUCCACCACUGAGAACAACAACAUAACCAAGUACAAUUCAGGCGCAGCGCAACAGCAACAACAACAGCAGCAACAGCAACAACAACAACAACAGCAGCAACAACAUCUGCAGCAUCAACAACUGUCGCUGCCUAGCGACUGUGCCCAGGUGCAGCUGCGUGAUCCACGGGAUUUGGCACCGCCGCCGGGCAAGGACUUGCCCACGCCCACAUCGACGCCCACGACAAGCCGGAAAAGUCGACGGCGCUCGAAUCUGUUCAUACCCUCGUCCUCCAAGAAGAACGACAAGGAGCCAAAGAGCAGCGAACUGGGCAGCGGCCGCUCGAUACCCAUCAAGCAGGGCUAUCUGUACAAACGUUCCAGCAAGUCCUUGAACAAGGAGUGGAAGAAGAAGUAUGUCACGCUCUGCGACGAUGGGCGACUGACCUACCAUCCCUCGCUGCACGACUACAUGGACGACGUGCACGGCAAGGAGAUACCGCUGCAGUAUGUGACGGUCAAGGUGCCCGGCCAGAAGCCGCGCGGCUCCAAGUCCAUCAUCACGAACAGCGCGCUGACCAGCUCCCUGCUGGCAAACGGGCAGCGGGCGCAGGGCACGCUCAGCGAGGGCAUCGGCUGCCUGACGCUGGCCAAGGACAAUCAGCGCAAGCUGAGCGAGAAGCUGUCGCUGCUGGGCGCAGGAGCAGCGGGUGGGGUGAGCGGCUCCAGCGGCGUGGAGCCUCUGAAAUCGAAUAGUUCACAGCAGACGAGCGGCGACGAGGGCAUUGCCAUGUCCAAUUCGAACUCACAGACUUUCAUAGCGGGCGAAGCGCCGGCCAGCAAACUGGAGGCCCAGACGCCAAAUGUGAAGAAGCGCCAUCGGCGCAUGAAGAGCAGCAGCGUCAAGGCGAACGAGGCGGACGACAAUGAUGGCUACGAGUUCUACAUUGUCUCGCUCGACUCCAAGCAAUGGCACUUCGAGGCAGCCAACUCGGAGGAGCGCGACGAGUGGGUGGCGGCCGUCGAGCAGGAGAUCUUCAAGAGCCUGCAGAGCAUCGAGAGCAGCAAAACGAAACCGGCGACCAGCACGGAGUUAGCGGCCAUGGUGGCGAUCCGGCAACGUGUGCCGGGCAAUGGCCACUGCGUGGACUGUGGAGCGCCAAAUCCCGAAUGGGCUAGUCUCAAUCUGGGCGUGCUUAUGUGCAUUGAAUGCUCGGGCAUCCAUCGCAAUCUCGGCUCGCACAUCUCCAAGGUGCGCUCCCUGGGCCUCGACGACUGGCCAGCGCCGCAUUUGAGCGUUAUGCUGGCCAUCGGCAACAGCUUGGCCAACUCGGUGUGGGAGGCGAAUACGCGACAGCGUGUGAAGCCCACCUCACAGGCCGGUCACGAGGAGAAGGAGCGCUGGAUACGCAGCAAAUACGAGGGGAAGGAGUUCUUGACGCCGCUCGGCAGCGGCAACCAUGUGAAUGCCGCCUCGCCGGGCCAACAGCUGAUCGAAGCGGUCAUUCGAGCGGACAUCAAGUCGAUUGUCUGGAUCCUGGCCAAUUGCCAGUCGGAGGUGACCAAUGCCAAUGUGAGCGCACGCGAUGUUCGCACGCCUCUGCUGCUGGCCUGUGCCAUUGGCAACCUGGCCAUCGCCCAGCUGCUCAUCUGGAACGGUGCGAAUAUCAAGCACACGGAUCAUGAGGGUCGCACCUGCCUGGCGUAUGCACGCGCUGCCCAAUCCCUGGCCACGGCCAAGUCGAUGAAGGCCGCCGCCGCCCUGGCCGCAGGCACACCGGCACCCGCCCCCGCACCGGCGCCAACCGCCAAUGGUGGCAUACCCGCACCACAAUACAAUGUGGAGGAUACGACGGCGCUGGUGGAGCUGCUGGUGGGCCUGGGCUGUCCCGAAUCGGCGCCACUCACGGCUAGCGGCACCUUGCCCCGACGACGUGACACCCUGGGCACGCCCUACGAGAAGUCCGUAUCGGGCGUUAUCUAAAAAAAAAAAAAGAACAACAAAAACAAAAAUACGUAAAACAAAAAAUUAAGAAUAGUUGAAUUUCAAACGCUAAACAAAAUCCAAGUUGUUUUUGUGUUAAUUGUAAAAUGCAUAAAUAUAUGUUUGAUCUGUUUAGCGAUUAGUUUUAAAAGUGUGCGUAAAUUUCUCUCUGUGUAUAGCAAAUAUAAUCGGGCAUUAGGUUUUACUAUUUUAAACUAAACUAAAAUUGAAAUGUGCAAAUGAAUUAAUUAUUUUUCCUUCGGCCAGAGUUGAAUUUAAAUUCAUGUAAAAGGUAAAAUCGUUUUAAUUUACGAUUAGUUGUAGUUUUGUUUCGAUUAUUAACUACGCUUAAUUAUAGGCACAAAAAUUCUGUACAGUCUUGUUGUAAAUCUCAAGUUUUUUAAUUGAUUAAUUAAUUUAUUAUUUUGCGUAUUACUAUAACUAUUAUAAUUAUUCAUUAUUAUAUAUUAUUAUUAUUAUCAUUAUUAUUGUUUUUAAACUGUGUGCAGGUUUUUUUUUACAAAUGUCGUUUGCAAAACAACAAUUUAAGUAAUUAAUAUAAUUUGCUUUUUAAUUAAAAGAAUAUAAUAGGAUGAGUAUGUGAAAGAGCAAGAGUAUUCUCAAUAUAAUAUGCAUAAAAAUAGCUGAUUAAUGAGAAAUAAAAAAUAAAAAAAAAUAUAUAUAUAUAUAUGUAUACAUACGUAUGAACAUAGUGAAUCUAAGACUAAAGCCAAAAACAACUUAUAACACUAUAUAUCUAUACAUAAAUAAAAUUCAAUAUAUAUAUAUACAAAGUUGACAUUGCUUGAUAAUCGGUUGACACGCUUGUAACUUGUAGUUUACGCAACCCAAAGGAAAACUUUAAAACUUUGAUAACAAAAUUCCACUUAAAAAUGUAUUGUAUUAGAAAUCGGAACGAAAAUGACAAAUUAUAUAUGAUAUAUAAUAUAUCAACUAAAUGAUG
Drosophila mojavensis is the source of this 4445-nucleotide messenger RNA. It is a transcript of the gene CenG1A, whose product is annotated as centaurin-gamma-1A. Gene Ontology annotation, molecular function: GTPase activator activity; GTP binding; protein binding. Lineage: Eukaryota; Metazoa; Arthropoda; Insecta; Diptera; Drosophilidae. The transcript is spliced from 8 exons. The coding region runs from base 356 to 3481 and encodes 1041 amino acids. The record is from RefSeq and is a predicted model, not a curated record. Gene Ontology annotation, cellular component: nucleus.